This is a messenger RNA of Notolabrus celidotus (New Zealand spotty), 7409 nucleotides long. RefSeq names its product anosmin 1a (gene anos1a). Gene Ontology annotation, cellular component: extracellular region; cell surface. Lineage: Eukaryota; Metazoa; Chordata; Actinopteri; Labriformes; Labridae. The transcript has 17 exons. Gene Ontology annotation, molecular function: protein binding; peptidase inhibitor activity. The record is from RefSeq and is a predicted model, not a curated record. Gene Ontology annotation, biological process: neuron differentiation. Bases 4465 to 6453 code for a protein of 662 amino acids.
GUCAAACACACAAACUGCUUCUUUAGGCAGUCUUCUCCACUCAAUAAAUCUAUCUAACCCUGAGGCCGGAGAGACGUCGGUCAGAGGUUGAGUCAGUCUGUGGAUUCCUCUUUUGCAACACACAGCAGGAAAGUCGGUUAUGUCGCAGUCAGACCCGACCAAUUGCACACAGGGAGCAGGAUCUGUGGCUGAUUUCACCGCUGAGUUAAAAGAGAAAGCAGAGAGUUCAGGCAGCACAUUUCAGACUGAGCAUCUGAACACAAGACUGAAAGAAUGAGAGCUGCAGUGUGUGCAACCCUGCUCCUGCUGAGUCUGUGUGGAGGCGAGGCUCUGAAGUGUAACUUCUGUUUCUCAAAGGACAGUGACCUCUGCACUCCAACAAGCACUCAGACCUGCUCGGGGAUAGCCGACGCCUGUGCUGCCGUCAUCUUCCAGGCCCCUCUCAGUCGUUCCUUUCGAUCCUGCAUGAACAUGGCGGUUUGUCAGGGCUACAUCAAAACACCCGGUGUGUUCGCCAACUGCUGCAGCACUGACCUCUGCAACUGAACCUCCACCUCCUCCUCCUCCUCCUCCUCCUCCUCCUCCUCCUCCAGCCGGGGAGCACCUGAUCUCUGCUGUGCAAACAUACCUCUGCUGCCAUGCUAAUACAGUGUGUUUGAGUACUCUGAAUGUGGAGAGGAGGGUGUCUGUAAGCAGCUUUAAUCAUUAGUUUAAGGUCAGGUUUGAAUCAGAGCUGCUCAGAGGCACUAGAGGGCAGUAGAGCGUUGUGCAAAGAUGAGCUGCAGCUUGUGUGUUUUGUAAAGAGCAUUAUUAAAAGACAAAGAAAUGGAGUGACAUUUUGAUACCAGAGUUGUGAUGUCUUUAUACUCCACAUGAUGAAGAGUCGAAUCUUAUCGUCUCACCUGAGCUUUAAUAAUGGAUUAUCCAUCGAGCAGAACGGAUGCAAAUGCGAUGCAUUUCUCAGUCACAGGCAGCGGGAAACAGAGAUAGAUGUUUGCAUGCUUUAUGAGCUGAUGGCUCCGGUGUCAUUUGUGAGCAUAAUUUAAGAUGUGACGGCUUCAGUGCAUUAAUCAGUCUGUAAAGCAGAGCGGGGCGACGGACAGAAUUAACGAAGGGAGAGAGAGAGUUUGUGAGGCAGAAAUGUCAUCAGUGCCAACGCAAGGAGGAACACUGACCAAGUGAUACACAAAAUAAACAACGGCAUGUUUGAGAAACGAGAUAAGGCCACAGGUAUAUGACUUAAAACUCAAUUUAUUAACAAAUCUCUGCAAAGCAAUCCAGAUUAGAUCAACUCCAAAAAUUGUUGUUUGAAGAAAUGUGCUGCAGAAAGACGAAAAGAUUGCGUUAACAGCAAAGUUCAGCGCCUCGUUUUUCUCACCCUCGCCUCUCAGAUAUAUAUUCUGUCCUGCUGAGCGCCCUACAGGCCAGCGUAUGCAACGUUUCUCUUCUGCAGUUGUUUUGUGCAUAUAUAUGCACUUUUGCAUGCCUGCGUACAGCCUAUAUAGCUUGGAAAAUGAUGCAUUAGUCUAUGUAUGGGCUCGUAUGGUGUUUUCUUUGCUUUUGGAGACGGCCUCAAGUGGACACUCAAGGUACUGCAGCUAUUUUUCCCAUCACCAUUCGCUAUAAUUUUCAAUUCUGGAGGUUUUUCUCAGAAACUUGAAGGGGAAACUACGAAGCAAGGCUUAAUCAAUGUAAAGUUGUAUCAGACAUCUGAUUUUGUAAGUGUUCUUAAUCUCCUCAGAAAGGUGGUUUAGUUUGUAGAACUUUAAAUGGAUCAGGGCUCAGAUCCUCCAGCUCUUGUUUCCCCUUUACAUCAUCCUAACAGAUAAAACCUGUGACUGUAUAAAACGUCAAACACAAACUUCCAUUACGACCUUUGCUGGUGAGAAAUCCCACAUUGUGUACUCAGUGAAACCCCGGGGUAACGUGCAACCUCCUCUUUACGAGGUGCAUCCCAUUACGCGGGGUUUCCUUCACUAACAAGUGCCUGCAGCAGAGUGGAAAUACCAUCCAGCUGAAGGACCCCACAACUCAAAACUGGGAUUCCACCAGCACGCAUGUUCUGAGAACAUCGUGACGACAAUAAAGUCUGACGUGAGGACAGGAUGGGAAAACAACAGCUCACUCAGAAGAUGUGAAUCAGUCAGAGAUAGGACUAACGUGAGGAGCCUGAAGUAUCGUAGAGACUUCUGUUUACUACAUCAUUUUGUUCUCUCUUGUUCCUGAGCUGACUCUUUGAAAGAUAAGGUCUUAUGUCAAAGUAGUAAACAUGAGAAGUUAAAUUGCAGUCUUAGUGACAGACAUUAUGAUGAGAAAAACAUAAAAGCAGCAAAGAACAGGAAUAAUUCUUUGCUUUCACUUAGACUUUGCAUUUUCUCACGUUUUAUUAAACCAUCAGUCUUGUUACAGGAGAGUUUGAGGGCCAGGGAUGAGAAAAUAAGGAUGCACUUCAAGAAAAAAUGAGAAACGUUAAGAAUAAAGUUGAAAUUUUGACAUUAUCUCAAAACUGAAUAUAUAAUGCAGAGUAAAAAGUCAAAAUACAGGGCACCAUUGGUUAUGCGCCCCAUGCACAGAGGCUAUGCACCUCACAGCGGUCACUGGUUUGACUCCUGGUCUCGACCCUUUGCUGAAUGUCUUCCCUUGCCCUCUGCUCCCCAUGUUUGAUGUCUCUCUUCAGGUGUUCUAUCCAAUGAAGGCAAAAAAGCCUUCUUUUAACAGUCUACCCAAAGUGUGAAACAAAAGGCCCAGGUUUUGAGAAUACCAGUCUUACUUGUGUCUUACUCCACUUAACUGGUUUUGACGUUUUUAAAAGAGGAUAAUUUUGGCCUCAGCAGACUGGCACACUGAGUGGACACAGAAUGAGACAAUUAGCCUGUCAUAGAGCGUUGUUUUUAUUUGUGAAACAGUGAGUCAAACCCUCAGCGGGGCGCUCCAAGGGAUUUUCUGCUUCCUGUUGUGGGUGGACCACCAGAGCGUCAGACACUCACUUCAUUAACGCUGUGUUUCAGGAAUAACCCCGGCAGAUGGAAAAAACACAAAGAGCUCCUCAGGGAUUUAGUUCAGGGCUUUGUGCGGUUUUCUCCAGCAGGUACUCUGUGGAGGAUCCAUCAUGGGGGUCAAACAUGUGAGGUUCUUAGGCCUCUGGGAAAACCUGAAAAAUGAUUUUUAGAAAGGUGAAAACUCUCAGCUGCAGAAGGCUCAUUAGGCAGAGACACAGAGCUGUAAAACCAGAGAGAAAAGACGUAGUUUGAGUUUGUAAAGGAGAGAAAUCCAGCUUCUCAUUAACCCUGCAGGAUGCUCCGGCAGUGUGAGCGGGGCCCCUUGUGCCAGGCAUGAGAGAACCGACAACCCGAGGAGGAUCUCUUCAGAGUUUCCGACACGUCAUGGUUCCUCCUGUCCUCGGGCGGGGAAAGCAGCGGUGCCCUCUCCUGAUUACGAGCGAUAUGUUUGUGGUUACUUUAACACAGGAGUCCAUAAAAAUGUUGUUGUUUUGCAGCUUCCAGUGAGAAUUACAGCUGGGAUUCCCUGGCACACUGAAAACCACACGUGUCCCCCACUGAACGGGGAAACACUCUCACUCUCAUGGAAAGAAAGUUCCACCUGCGGGGUUUGAAACCUCAGAGAAGAGAAAUGUUUCCUCUGUGUUAAGAGGUGUGAGAGGGUUCGCCCUCAUGCUACAACAUCUGGGGAGACAAAACCACUGGAAAGAUGCUAUAAACAUUAUCCUCAGCUGUCAUCACUCCUGAGGCGCUGUGGUACAGUGGCCCACAAGAGCAAACACUACAAGCAUUAAACAUGUCUCCAUGUGAGGAAAAGUACCACAACUUAAAACAAUGGCAGCUCAAAUACAGCAGAAUGUAUGUAUUUAGAUAUCAGAUAUAUUUAACAGAGAAGAUACCAUCUUAUAUUCUCAGGAAACACUUGAUUAUCUUCAAAUCUGACACAAACAACAACUUGAAUGAAUGAAUGGACUCAUUAUUUAUUCAUCUGUCUGUAGUGAGUCUCAGUUUCACUGUAAACACACAAACUACUCCAACAACAAACACACAGACUCCUGAUUCCUUCAUAUUUGACAUUUUUCCUUUGAUGGUUUUCCUCAUGAUAUUUCUGUUUAUACAUCUCUCACAGUUUGUUCUUGUUCCUGGAUUUUAACUCUAAAUCAAGACCUAUAUACACACCUGCAUCUAAUCUUCCAUUCUGUCAGUCAUUGCUCAAAUAAAUGUUUUUUUUUUUUUUUUUUAUUCCAACAGGAAGUUCUGACUCUACAUCUCAUGAGAACGUUUUGGCACAGGCUGUGUGAUCAUCCAGCUCUGCAGCCUCUCAGCAUCCUGACCCUGACUGUGUCCGCCUCGCUCUCUUAGCUCCUCCCUUGGCUUUAUAGUUCUGCUUCAACUGGACCUCCAUCAGAUCACACACCGCACCAUCCUCUUUGUUUCUCUGCCCCAGAAGAAGAAGAAGAAGAAGAUGCUGUCUACGCGCAGCGGAGUCCUCCACCUGAGCCUGUCCCUGUGGAUUAUUUUGCUCCUCAGCUGCGGAGUCUGCGCGCGGAAGCAGCGCGAUGAAGGUGAUGAUGAAGAGUCCUGGUCGGAGAGUGUGUCCAGAGCCAGGUGUGCGUCCCGGUGCCUCAGUCUGCACAGCGUGGAGGCGCUGUCAGUGUCCACACCACUGCAGAGUAACGGAUCCCUGGGCUGGUGUCAGAACCACAAACUGUGUGCUAAGUGCCUGGAGCCCUGCAAAGAAUCAUGGGAGAUGAAGAGGAAAAGCAACUGCAGAGAUCUGUGCGAGCUGGUGUUUCCCAAGAAGCACUGGGAGUGUGUGACCAGCUGUGAGUUCCUGCAGUCGGUGUUAGCGGUGAAGCAGGGCAGCUGUCCUCCUCCGGAGAGAGCCAGCGGCUUCGCUGCGGCCUGCGUGGAGAGCUGCGACCACGACCGGGACUGCUCCACCGUGAAGAAAUGCUGCUCCAAUGGCUGCGGACACACCUGUCAGACGCCCAAAGACCUCUACAAAGGCGCUCCUCUGAAGCCGAGGAAGGAGCUGAGUUUUGCCGAGCUCCCCUCCGGUCAGCUGGAGGUCCGCUGGUCUUCCCGCUUCAACAUCUCGGCCGAGCCCGUCGUCUACGUCCUGCAGAGGAGGUGGAACUUCGGCAUCCAGCCCAGCGAGGACAGCGCCACGCCCUGGGAGGUGGUUGCACAGACGACAGAGCAAGGAGCGCAGCUCUCUGACAUCCGGCCUGGGCGCUGGUACCAGUUCAGAGUGGCUGCUGUGAACACACACGGGACCAGAGGUUUCACCACGCCGAGCAGACACAUCCACUCCAGCAGAGACCCUUCAAACCCCCCUGCUCCCUCCGAGCUCAGGGUAGCAAACAUGAGCUUCGGUCCAGGUCGGGCAGUGUCGGCUCGGCUGCAGUGGAGCGUGCCCUCUGACCUGGACGUCCCUGUCCAUCACUACAAGGUGAGCUGGAGCUGGACGGCAGCCGGACAGCCGUCUGCAUCAUCCCUGACCAAGAGGAGGAAGACUGUCAGAGAGAGCCAGGUGGAGCUGGACAGCAUGCGGGCGAACAGGAGCUACAGCGUGGAGGUCCAGGCUGUUUCAUUCUGGGGUCAAACUCAAAUCAAAGGCCCCCGAGCCAUCCUGCACUUCAGCACGCAGCGAGCUUCUGGUGCCGUUCCAAGGAACCCGACUGGAGACAUCCUGGACGUGGGGACGCCGUUUUAUCAGGACGGACAGCUCAGAGUGCACGUUUACUGGCAGAGCAGCACAGACCCUUCAGUCGAGUACUACAGAGUCCAGUGGGGGCCGGAGCACUGUGCACACAACCAGACCAGACCCACGGAGAAGACCAACACACGGGAGGGCUUCGUGAGCCUGCAGGGCCUCCUCUUCUCCUGCAAGUACAAAGUCCUCCUGCAGCCACUCAGCAAGAAGGCUCGUCCUCCUGCAGAGAGCACCGUCUUCUUCACGCCGUCUUGUGCCACCAUCCAGGCCAAGAGCCCUAAACCCAUCACCUGUUACGGAGCAAAAGUCCCCUCUCAUAAGGUCCUGGUGAAGCCGACGAACCUGACAGCAGCCUUCGAGGUGCGAGGUGGAAACAUGACGGCCAUCUUCAGCUGGGAUCUAACCCCGCCUCCUUCCUACCAGCAGCUGACGGGUUACCAGGUGACAUGGGCGGAGGUCAUCCAAACAAACCGACCCAACAGCAACAACAACAACAAGCUGCCUCACAGCCUCAUCUCUCAGUCGCAGAUCCUCCCACCGGACGCCAACGUUCUGGUGGUGUCAGACCUCCACGCUGACAGUCUGUACAGGCUGGAGGUGCAGGCCAUCACAGCAGAAGGAGAAGGUCCUGCGGCAUCCAGGACCUUCCAGACGCCUGGAAACCAAAGCAUCCUGAGACACAGACCAAGGCUGAGGAAGCUCCACCAAAACACGCCAAUCAUCGAGAGGCACUGAACCCCCGAAAGCCAAUCAGCAUGCACGACCGGAGAACUCAGGACGACCAGGAAACGGAAGAAACAAUAAGCCUCUACAUGAACUCUGCGUCACAGCUAGCAACCAUUUCAGUCUCUCUGUGCAAUACUCCACCCUGGACCGAGCCGGUGGUGAUGAAGCCAUUAUGUUUUGCAGCUCUGUGUGACCACCCAGGUCAGAUUCAACACCAAUCAAUACUCAAACAACCAUGCUCAUUGAUUUCAGUUAGUACGACCUUCAGAUUAAAUAAAAAUGCUCUGCUGCAUUCCUCUGAAACAGUAGAGACGCUUUAUGCAACUGAUAAAGAAGUUCUUCUUCCCUCUUGACUCCCAGCUGAGAGAUAACUCAGCUCCAGUGUGUGAUAUGUGGGUGUGCAUCAUAUAGCAUGUAGAGAAUCAGUCGUUUAACCCUUAGGGCUGGGUGUAGCACAAUAUAGCUCCAACAUGUGACGCCAAAACCUUACAAAGAAAGGAUGCAAAGGGAGUUUUAAGUGGAACAAUCUUUUUGAAUCGGUAAAAGUCGCAUCAAUUAUUUGAUUAGCGUCCCACUAAGCCUCUAAAUUAGGACGUAGCCCAUGUUUAGAAGCCACAAAUUGGGUGUUCAGUCCAAAGACAAAACUUCCUUUAACAGGCAGAGACCACCUCACCUCACUUUACAAAGAUUUAAGACUCAGAUGUGUUCGCUACCCAGCCCUGACCCCCUCUGCAAACUCCUUUUAGAUGGAACAGCAUGAAAACACCCGGACGUUUAACGUGUCAUCUGUGGUACCUGCACUAUAUUUGUUAAAGUCGUGUAGCUCCUCUGUAAAUUCUGUAUAAAAUGUCUGUAUUUAUUACUUGUGGUAUAUUUGUACAUGUGUUCAGUGUGUGUGCUCAGCCUUUUUAAACCUCUAGAGAUCCUGUACAAAGAUGUUUUAUAACUAAAGAUGAAUUCCUGUC